Trachemys scripta elegans is the source of this 1323-nucleotide messenger RNA. RefSeq names its product transcription factor HES-5-like. The record is from RefSeq and is a predicted model, not a curated record. Gene Ontology annotation, biological process: regulation of transcription by RNA polymerase II; anterior/posterior pattern specification; regulation of neurogenesis. The transcript has 3 exons. Gene Ontology annotation, cellular component: nucleus. Gene Ontology annotation, molecular function: RNA polymerase II cis-regulatory region sequence-specific DNA binding; protein dimerization activity; DNA-binding transcription factor activity, RNA polymerase II-specific. Bases 44 to 559 code for a protein of 171 amino acids. NCBI's taxonomy places the organism in Eukaryota, Metazoa, Chordata, Testudines, Emydidae.
UCCCUGAUCCACAGAGCUGUGGCCCUAACUGGCAAGGAUAAGAAUGGCUCCCAGCAACAGCUUCAUGGCCCAUGUGGAGGAGAAACUGCUGCCAAAAGAGAAGAAUAAACUGAGGAAGCCGGUGGUGGAGAAAAUGCGCCGGGACCGGAUUAACAGCAGCAUCGAGCAGCUGAAACUCCUGCUGGAGAAGGAAUUCCAGAGACACCAGCCCAACUCCAAGCUGGAAAAAGCCGACAUCCUGGAAGUAGCCGUCGGCUACCUGAAACAGCAGAGCCAGCUGCAGGCACAAAUGGUCAGUCAGAAGAGCCCAGAACAGGAUUUUAACACUGGUUACCUGCAGUGCCUGAAGGAAGCUCUGCAUUUCCUCUCCUACUGUGAGCCUAAGAAGGAAGCUCAGACCCGGCUGAUCAAGCAUUUCUGCAAAGCUCAGACAAUUCCAGACAACCUGUGCUCACCUCCCAUGCAUAGCCCACCUUCAUUGCCAUGUCCGGUACCCAGGAAGCAUCCUUCCCAGAAGAACAUCCCUGUGGCGGUUGCUGCCAUCUGGAGACCGUGGUAGACUGGACAUUUGUGUGUGUGUGUGUGCUGCAAAACCAAAGGGAUCUUUGAUUUAAGGUCCCUCUUUAAAGUAGGAAACUUUGAUUUCCAGGAGGGGGUUUUAUUGUUUGUCAUGAGAAAUGGUCUCUGCAGUAGUUUCCCUUCCUAGUGAAGGAUGGUGUCUGUCUCUUGCAGCAAACAUGCUGCCCUUAUGGGUGGCUCCUAGCUGAAUAGAGGGCCAAGCCCUUUGGCACUUUACAGAGCAAAGCUCCCAUUGGCUUCCAUCAGAGUUUAGCUCAAUAAGGUCCUCUCGCCAGUGCCCUUUGAAGUCAAUGGGACUCUUCAUGGAUUUCUAUGGGCAUUGAUUCAGGAGCUGCUGUGGCCCUAUAUUAGGCAUUGCCCUUCAGACAGGAGAGGCAUCUGAGGCUGUAAUUUGUAUCAUAAAGAGAGGCUAGCCUUUACUUUCUGAGUGAAAGAUUUGAUUCAGAAAUACUGAUGCUUCUGAAGUUCCUAUACUAUUUUAGUAUAAUCUCUUGUGCAAAGUUAUUAUGAUAACGAAUGACUGUAGGAGAAAUUCUCUUAAAAUGCAGCAUGGGUUAAUCUCAGUUGAGGGAUAAUUGAUGCCUUUUGUAAAGGAAGUACCGGCUGUGUAUCUUAAAUAGUGGGAUGGGAGGUGGGAAAUGUGUACUCUACUGUCCUUGACUGAAUGUGCUGAUGAGCUUAACAUGCUUUUAUAAAGUUGCCACGCGUUCAUCAUAUGUGAUGUUGAAAGUGACAUUGGUUCCA